Messenger RNA from Pecten maximus, 1038 nucleotides. Its product is annotated as deoxyhypusine hydroxylase-like. The transcript is spliced from 4 exons. The coding region runs from base 81 to 1007 and encodes 308 amino acids. The record is from RefSeq and is a predicted model, not a curated record. Lineage: Eukaryota; Metazoa; Mollusca; Bivalvia; Pectinida; Pectinidae. Gene Ontology annotation, molecular function: deoxyhypusine monooxygenase activity. Gene Ontology annotation, biological process: peptidyl-hypusine biosynthetic process.
UAUAUCCGGUUGUUUACUUCCGCUUAUGCAACCGUAAAAGAAACGUGGUCCAACUGUCAGAAAAUAUAUAGAAGACAAGCAUGGCCCUUGCGAGUGGUGACACGUUAGAAUCAAUCGGCAAAAUACUUAAUGACAAAUCGAGACCAUUAAAGGAUCGGUUUAGAGCUCUGUUCACUUUGAAAAACAUCGGAGGAAAAGAUGCUAUUGAUUCGAUUGCUGCCUGCUUUGACGACGGAUCUGCUUUGUUGAAACACGAGCUUGCUUACUGUUUAGGGCAGAUGCAGGAUACAUAUGCCCUGCCUACCCUCACACGUGUGUUACAGGACACACAGCAAGAAGCUAUGGUCAGACAUGAAGCAGGAGAAGCACUUGGAGCUAUAGGCAGUGGAAAAUCCAUUGAAAUUUUACAAAAAUAUGCAAAUGAUCCAGUAGUAGAGGUGGCAGAGACUUGUCAACUUGCACUUGAAAGGUUAGAAUGGUUGAACAGUGAGAAAAGUAAGGCAGAGAAGUUGUCUACCAAUCCGUAUUCAUCUGUAGAUCCAGCUCCUCCUAGUGUUUCCGAGGAUGUCAGCAGUUUAAGAGAGGUCCUUCUAGAUGAAUCAUUAUCCUUGUUCAAAAGAUACCGGGCCAUGUUUUCACUCCGAAACAACGGUAGUGAUGAGGCAGUUAUCUCCCUUGCUGAAGGUUUGAAGUGCAAAAGUGCAUUAUUUCGCCAUGAGAUAGCAUAUGUGCUUGGUCAAAUGCAGAACAAAGUGUGUGUUAAACAACUGUCAGAAAACUUAAAGGAUCUUAACGAGAGUUCCAUGGUGAGGCACGAGUGUGCAGAGGCUCUGGGUUCCAUCGCUUCAGAGGACUGUACACAGAUCCUGGUCGAUUAUUUAAAGGAUUCAGAGAGAGUGGUCAAGGAAAGUUGUAUAGUGGCACUGGACAUGAGUGAAUACGAAAAUAGUGGACAGUUUCAGUAUGCUGACUCUUUAGCAAAAGUCCAAAAUGUUGGAUCAGCUUAAAAAAUGAUCAAUAAAUAUUUUAAUAUGAUAC